GUUGCUCUUGGAAACAACCAGCAAUGGCUGCUCGCUGAAGUCAUUCAUGGAUCCGCUACAGCAUACAUGACUGGACUUCUUCGCAACAUUUACUGGAUAUACGGACUGAUGUUUCCAGAAUGAAUGUUUAUAUUUCAUCAGAAUGCCAGCAGGUCAAAGUGAUGUGAGAGCUAAGACGAAAGCUCGCUUUGACGAGGUUUUGAAGAGAUACACAAACCCUCCAUCUGAGAAAAAGAAAGCCAAACAGAUCUCUGACCAGUCUCAGGAAAUUAUCGUGCUUCAGACCUUAAAGAAGAACCUAGAUUUGAGUAAAGACACUGAAGAUGAUGAAGCCAUCCUACAUAACACAUACGAUCCGGCUCAGGGCAGCCCUAGAUACACCAAAAACAGGCGCAGGGAGAGGGAAGUAUCAGAAAAGACUAACUUAAACAAUGCUGUGAGUGAGGAGGAGUCCACAUUGACCAGCGGGAAGAGGAAAAGCAAGAGGAAGCUCCCACAACCACCACCCAGUGUUCAAGACGCAGAUGACAAUGACAGAAGGACUGAUGCAGAAACUGAUGGAAAACCUAUUAGGAGGAUAAAAAAAGGGAAAAACAAAGCUGCUAAUGACUCGAGUCAACAGAAAGAGCAGACGGAGACAGAAGAUGAUUAUUUACGAGCGUACCAACAUCAGAUCUCACAGGAAGAAGAGACGGCGGGAAAGAAAUCGACACGAAAGAAAGCCGCAGAGAAGCUUGAGGAGAAGCAGCUGCUAAACAAUGAGCUGGAGAAGAAAAAGAAGAAGGCGAAAUCAAGCAAACAUGAUGCUGAAAGAAGUCAGGCUGAAGUGUCAGCAGAAAACCAGACAGAAAUCAUCCAGGAUGAUGUAGAGGAGUUCAAGGAGGAUACAGUCAAACCCAAAGUGAAGAAGAAAAAGAAACGAAAAGAAGUGCCUGUUGAGGAGGAGCAGACAGAAGAAAAACCAGCCUUUGAUGACAGUUUGGUCCUGGGAGUUUAUAUCCACAGAACAGACAAGCUGAAGACCGACCUGAUGGUGUCUCACCCCAUGGUCAAAGUUCAUGUGGUUGAUGAGGUCACUGGACAGUAUGUCAAGAAGGAGGACAGCCAUCGUCAUGUUUCAUCCUUCUAUGAGCAAGAAAACAUUGAGCACAUCCUGCCCAUUAUAACUCAACCAUUUGACUUCAAGAAACACAAAACAACAGUUCCAGAGUGGGAGGAACAGAUCAUCUUCAAUGAGCGAUUCGGAUAUUUUCUACAAGAUGACGACGAGAGUCCACGUGUGAUGCUGCUUUUUGAGAUUCUGGAUUUCAUCAGUAUGGAGGAGGCUCGAACAAACGUCUCAGUUGAUCGACAUGAAAGAGGUUUCAGAAAGAUUGCUUGGGCUUUUUUGAAGCUUGUAGGAACCAAUGGGGUGUUGAACAUUGACACCAAACUGCGUCUGCAGCUUUACUGCCCUCCUCCACGAGCGAAGAAAGUACCACAAACGGUGGAAGUCUUUCAAUGGUGGUCAAAGUACCCAAGGAACAAAUACACCUCAACUCUCUAUGUCACCGUGAAAGGCCUGAAACCACCAGAACAUGUUGACCCCGGUAUCCGCUCCAUGAUGGCUCUGCAGCAGGAGCGCGGCAGCACCUCCUACAGUGAGCUCAAUUCUGAGAUGACCAAUAAAACCAGCACUCAGAUACAGGAGAGCAAAGCAGAAACCAUGAAGUGGAGCCGUAUGCCCGGACAGGUGUGCCGGAUCCCAAAUAAGCCAAUGCACUCUUUCCGUGGAGGUCAGAUGGGCUGUUUUACUCUCUGUUUCUCACAUGAUGGACGUGCGCUAGCAGCUGCGUGUGCAGAUAGAGAUGCUUUUCCUAUCAUAAUAUAUGAGAUUCCAUCUGGGAAAGUUCUGUCAUCUUUUAAUGGCCAUCUGAGUGUGGUUUAUGAUCUCUGCUGGUCCAGAGAUGAUAAAGGCCUGUUAACUGCAUCCUCUGAUGGAACAGUGAGAGUGUGGAAUGUUGAACGUCUGCAGACUCUUGCGCAUAAAACUCUUCCGCACCCUUCAUUCGUGUACUGUGCCAAGUUCCACCCUCAAGCCCAGAGUCUGGUGGCGACGGGGGGUUACGAUGGCGUGCUGCGAGUCUGGAACGUAGAUGUACAAGAUGUGAAUGGUCAACUUUUGCAAGAGUUUGACGGACACAAGACUUUCAUCAACACUCUGUGUUUUGACCCUGAAGGGAGCAGAAUGUUUUCUGCUGAUAAUUCCGGACUCAUCAUUGUGUGGGGAACGAAAGUUAUGCCUGGGUCUCGCCGUGGAGCAACCAGUCAGUGGAGCAUUGAGAGGGAAAUUAAAGAGGCAGAUCUGAACGGAAUAUCUAUUAACUCAUUAGAGGUGCAUCCAAAUGGACGAAGACUCUUAAUUCAUGCCAAAGACAGCGUUUUGAGGGUCAUGGAUUUGAGAAUUCUGGCAGUGAAGAAAUACAUAGGUGCCACAAACUACAGGGAUCGAAUCAACAGUACGUUCACUCCUUGCGGAAGCUUCAUCUUCGCUGGUAGUGAAGAUGGACUGGCGUAUGUCUGGAACUCUGAGACAGGUGACCAGGUUGCCGUGUACUCAGAGCUGUGUUACUCAUCUGCACUUCGAGCUGUAGCUUUCCACCCUCAUGAGAACAUGGUGGCCUUCUGUUGCUUCGGCCAAAACCAGCCCAUCCAUCUCUAUCUGUAUGACCGUAAAGUGGCUCAGAUGGAGGUGGAGAGUUUGCGAGGCUGGAGUCGCUCAGAGAAUCUGGACAGUAAGACGGGCAGGAUUUCAUCAGAGUUCAUGAGCAUCCAGAACCCCACGGCCACCAGCAUGGACCGAUUUGCCAACACUGCACGCAUGUCCCUGAAGAUGCAGCGGGUCAAACAGAAACUAGACUCUGUGCUGGAGCCUCAUCGCAGUUCCUCUAAUGUGGACAUGUAUGAGCAAGGUGGAAUGUCUUCCUUGGGAAGGAGUAUAGAGGGCCUGAACUCAUAUCUUCCUCCUCCAUCUCUACUGUCUCCUCACUCUAAACUGCAGAUGUCUUCUUCACUGAGCGCUCAGCUUAUUCCUCAGGCCACACUGACCUCACACACCAGUGGUUACAGUCAAGCCGGACAGCCAAUCAGAAGAGCUCCAUCCCUCAGACAGCAGAAAAGUUUCCAUGAUUAUGAAUUCUCUCAACAAGUAGAGACAGAUUUGGGUCAAGCUCAUCAGACGGUUGUGUCUUUAUACGAGUACAGAGCCAAUAGGUCGGACGAGCUGUCGAUGCGGCGGGGUGACGUGGUUCAUGUGCUGUAUAAAGACAAUGACAGCUGGUGGUUUGGCCGACUGGUCAGUGGGCAGGAGGGAUAUUUCCCAGCAUCUUAUGUGGCUGAUGAAGGGAACUUUGAUGAGGAGCUGUCAAGAGCUUUAGAAGCACAACCGUCACUGAUAGAUCAACCUGAGGAAGCGGAGCAUGCAACACCAGUUCAGAUGUCCGCAGCCAUCAGUGCCUCUGGAGAGCUGAAGAUCAUCUCAGAGCUGGACACGGAUGCUGAAGCCUCCUCCACCACAAGAAAAAAGAAGAAGAAAAAGGUGAAGCGGAUUGAAGUUCCCUCUGAAGAUCUGCCUCCAUCUUCAGGAUCUUCCAGAAGAAGGAGACCUCUUCCCAAACUCGGCCAAGCCAACGGUGCGUUUGAAGGUGAAGGAUUGAACUUACGGGAUCUGGUCUGAUGCUUAUGACGGAAUUACAGACAUAGAAACUUAAAUACGUCUUUCUGAUAAUUUAUUUUUAUAGUUGGCCUUAUUUUUAAAAAGUCUAUUUUGUAAUUGGAUACGUUUGUAAUGUAUAGUUUUAGAUUAGUUUUGUACAGUUUUUUUUGUUUUGUUUUGUACAUAUUUUAUGUUUAUACGUUUCAUUUAAAGUAAGUUAAGAUUACAAAUGUAACGGCAACAACUCCAGCGGUGGAGUUAUCUAAUAAUACUAAAUAAUUUUUCCACA
This is a messenger RNA of Danio rerio (zebrafish), 3983 nucleotides long. RefSeq names its product Abelson helper integration site 1 (gene ahi1). Gene Ontology annotation, cellular component: centriole; adherens junction. Lineage: Eukaryota; Metazoa; Chordata; Actinopteri; Cypriniformes; Danionidae. The record is from RefSeq and is marked validated.